AGAAACGUGGUUUUAAAGCAGGAACGUUCCCCUUUUUGAAUCGGGCCAUUUGCAUCUGUAACAUCACGGACAUGAAGCAUAUCUGCAUAUAAAAGCCUACGUAAACAAUUUCCCGACUUACUGUAGCAGUUCAAGAAGCAACAUCAUAAUGUAUUCGGCUAUGUUUACCAUCUCGGUGCUUUUGGGCAUCCUCGGCUCGGCCACGGCAAUUCGGCUACCAACUCACCAUGGGUCUUUCGUUCAGCUCCAGAUACACCACCCAAAUGGCAGCACCGUUAACAUGUAUCUACGAGAUUCAUACAAGCCAGCCUCCAGCAUAGGAGCACACGGCAAACGAUUCUAUAGUACCUACCAUAAUGAUACGCAAGAUUUUGAGAUUUGCGCCGAGACCAACUUCGUCGAAACCUCAACUUCGGAUUCGGCGCUCUCUAGUGACUGCUCAGCCAUUGUGACAGAGCUCAAGGCGAACCCCGGCUUCUUCGAGACUGGUAAUUACACAGAUAAUGAAUACAACUACCUUGCCGUGUGUGGAACUUGUGCUUUCGGGGUGUAUCGCACAGACGGGUUGAGCUCAGGGGUCAAUAUUGGUAGUAAGGAUGUGGUGGACAAUAUCAAUGUAUCUAUCAUUAGGUUCCCGUAUGAUGGUCAUGUCGGUGCUACAGGUAACUUUACUUGUAAUUCGGCUCCGAUUGACUGGGCAAUAUUAAGGGCAACUUAACGACGGUCCAUGUUGUAUUAGACGGACUGGUUAGGCGUAUUCGAAGGAUAUUGUUCUCUCGUUCAGAAAUUCCACCCGUGACUAAUACGUUGUUAGGAAUAACACUCUUCGUAUAUUAUAACAAUCAUUGUGCCCACAUAAGUUACCAAGACUGCAUGAGAA
Messenger RNA from Hypoxylon trugodes, 880 nucleotides. RefSeq names its product putative necrosis-inducing factor-domain-containing protein. Lineage: Eukaryota; Fungi; Ascomycota; Sordariomycetes; Xylariales; Hypoxylaceae. Bases 149 to 718 code for a protein of 189 amino acids. The transcript has 2 exons. The record is from RefSeq and is a predicted model, not a curated record.